Messenger RNA from Thamnophis elegans (Western terrestrial garter snake), 1140 nucleotides. It is a transcript of the gene WNT9B, whose product is annotated as Wnt family member 9B. Gene Ontology annotation, biological process: multicellular organism development; neuron differentiation; canonical Wnt signaling pathway. Gene Ontology annotation, molecular function: cytokine activity; frizzled binding. Gene Ontology annotation, cellular component: extracellular region. Bases 1 to 1140 code for a protein of 379 amino acids. The transcript is spliced from 4 exons. The record is from RefSeq and is a predicted model, not a curated record. NCBI's taxonomy places the organism in Eukaryota, Metazoa, Chordata, Lepidosauria, Squamata, Natricidae.
AUGUUCUGUGGAAUGGUGCUGCUUGAGGAUGAAGGGAGUUGUGGUUCAACACAUCUGGAAGUAUUAGAAUUGGUCCCAGAAACAUCAGCUAAGGCCUCUUACAAACCAUAUACAAACAGUUCUGCCAACAGAGAAGUCCUGACCGGAAAAGAAACCUUGAUUCAGUUUCCACUGCUGGGAUCUUCAACAAAUCCUGCCCAUUGGAAGGCUCACUUGAAGCAAUGUGACCUGCUCAGGCUCUCCCAGAAGCAAAAGAGGCUUUGUCGUCGGGAGCCGGGGCUGGCCGAGACUUUACGAGAUGCCACCCGUCUCGGAGUCCUUGAGUGCCAGUACCAGUUUCGCAAUGAGCGUUGGAACUGCAGCCUUGAUGGGAGGACAAACCUGUUGAAGAGAGGUUUCAAGGAAACAGCAUUUCUCUAUGCAGUGUCUUCAGCAGCAUUAACUCAUUCCCUUGCUCGAGCAUGCAGUGCUGGGAGAAUGGAGCGCUGUACCUGUGAUGAUUCACCUGACUUAGAGAACCGCAAAGCUUGGCAGUGGGGUGUGUGUGGUGACAACCUCAAGUAUAGCAUCAGGUUCCUGAAGAAUUUCUUGGGCCAGAAGAAGGUUGGGAAAGAUCUGAGGGCCAAGGUGGACAUCCAUAACACAAACGUGGGCAUCAAGGCUGUGAAAAAUGGCCUGAAGACUACUUGCAAGUGCCACGGUGUGUCUGGCUCGUGUGCUGUGAGAACUUGCUGGAAACAGUUGUCUCCUUUCCAUGAGACAGGAAAGCUCCUGAAGCUACGCUAUGAUGCUGCUGUCAAAGUCUUCAGUGCCACCAAUGAUGCCAUGGGACAAUCAGAGCUCGUGAGCCCCCAGCAGCAUCAUGGCCGCUUAGCUAAAGGUCCUGCUGCUCCACGCCCCACCGAUCUGGUUUAUAUGGAAGAUUCUCCUAGCUUCUGCCGACCUAGCAGGUAUUCAGUGGGCACAGCUGGAAGGACGUGUUCCCGUGAGGCCAACUGUGACAGUAUGUGCUGUGGCCGGGGUUACAAUAUCCAGACCCACAUUGUUACCUUCUCUUGCCAUUGCCAGGUGCAAUGGUGCUGCUAUGUGGAAUGCCAGCAGUGCAUGCAGGAAGAAGUGGUUUACAGCUGCAAGCAAUGA